Brassica napus (rape) is the source of this 3876-nucleotide messenger RNA. RefSeq lists its product as uncharacterized. Gene Ontology annotation, molecular function: RNA-DNA hybrid ribonuclease activity; nucleic acid binding. The coding region runs from base 1 to 3876 and encodes 1291 amino acids. The record is from RefSeq and is a predicted model, not a curated record. The transcript has a single exon. NCBI's taxonomy places the organism in Eukaryota, Viridiplantae, Streptophyta, Magnoliopsida, Brassicales, Brassicaceae.
AUGAUAGAUGUGGAGGCAAAGAUAGAAGGACAGAAAGUGUAUAUCACUUUUUUGUAUGGAGAUCCGGUGAUAGAAUACCGUGAGAAUGUUUGGGAACGUCUAAUGAGGAUGAGUAUAAACAGAACAGGAGCUUGGCUGAUCAUGGGAGACUUCAACGAGAUUACCAACAAUGGGGAAAAGAAAGGAGGACGAAAGAGAUCUGAUGCAUCUUUUUUACCUUUUAAAAAUAUGUUGACAUGUUGUGGUAUGAUUGAUUUUCCUUUUGUUGGUAGUUCCCUGUCCUGGGCAGGUCGGACGAGAGCAGGGAGAGUACAAUGCCGUCUUGACCGUGGAGUUGGAAAUGAAGAUUGGCACCAACUGUUUUCCCACACGUAUGUGGAGUAUUUGAUGCGCUGGGGUUCUGAUCAUAGACCCAUACUUGCGAGAUUCCAGUCGAGAGAGAACAGGCACAGGAAGGGUUUUAAAUUUGAUAAACGGUGGAUAGGAAAAGCUGGCUUUAAACAAGCAGUUCUAGGAGCCUGGGAUGCAGCAAAUCUCGAUAUAGACGCCUCCCUGUGCGACAAGAUCAAGGAGAGCCGAACAGCCAUCUCCCGGUGGAAGAGGAGUAAUGUCACAAAUAAUGCAAAGCUCAUCGAAAAUCUCAAGAAGGAACUGGACAGAGUACAGGCAGACGACACUAUAUCAAGUGAGGAAGAGCUGGAACUUAAAUGGAAGUUAUGUGCUGCCUAUAGAGAUGAGGAGCUCUACUGGAAACAAAAAAGCCGAGCUCUCUGGUUACGAGCAGGAGACAGGAAUACUAAAUAUUUCCACGCCAAGACGAAACAACGCCGAGCUCGUAACAGAAUCACACGACUAAAAGAUUCGAUGGGCCAGUGGGUAGAAUCCGAGGAAGGUAUUGAGAUGGUGGCGACGGAAUACUUCGACCAACUUUUCUCCUCGUCUAACCCGACUAAUAUUGAAGAUUCACUCCGGUAUGUUACCGCGACAGUUAGCAAUGAUAUUAAUCAGCAACUCUUAAGAAUCCCUCAAGAUGAGGAGAUAAGGGAAGCGACUUUCACUAUAAACCCAGAGAAAGCACCAGGCCCAGAUGGGAUGACGAGUUUUUUCUACCACCGCUUCUGGAACAAAAUCGGACAUGACGUAUGCAGCAUGGUCCGGAACUUCUUCGAGACAGGAGAACUAGACGAACGCCUAAACCAGACAAACAUCUGUCUUAUUCCGAAGACAGACAGGCCGGCGACCAUGGCAGAGUUUAGACCGAUCAGCUUGUGCAAUGUAGGAUACAAGAUCAUCUCGAAAAUCAUAUCCACGAGAUUGAAACGUAUCCUUCCGGAACUGAUUUCCGAGACUCAAUCAGCUUUUGUGGCAAAAAGGUUGAUCACAGAUAAUAUCUUGGUUGCACAAGAGAUGUUUCAUGCCCUCCGAACGAAUCCUAGCUGUAACGGAAAAUAUAUAGCUGUUAAAACAGAUAUGAGUAAAGCUUACGAUAGAGUGGAAUGGAGUUUCAUGGAGGCCUUACUUCUGAAACUAGGUUUCGAGCAGCAAUGGGUCGCGAGAGUUAUGAAAUGUAUAACAUCAGUAUCAUAUCAAGUACUGAUAAAUGGUGAAGCAAAAGGGAAUAUUAUACCCUCGCGAGGACUACGGCAAGGCGACCCGCUCUCGCCCUUCCUAUUUAUCCUUUGCACCGAAGUUUUGAUCUCACACAUAAAGAAUGCUGAAGCUACAGCAGCUUUAACCGGUAUUAAGAUUGCACGAGAAUGCCCCCCGGUCUCACAUCUCUUAUUCGCGGACGAUAGUUUGUUCUUCUGUCGAGCAGACGCACCUCAAUGCGAGGAACUGAUGCGAAUAAUUGACGUUUACGGUAAAGCCUCAGGACAACAACUGAAUAAAUCCAAAUCUUCAGUUCUGUUCGGUUCUCAGGUCGUAACGUCCUCAAAAAUUGAUCUGAAAAGAUCUCUAGGGAUUAUGAAGGAAGGGGGCAUGGGAAUGUAUCUAGGAAUGCCAGAAAAGAUCUGUGGCUCAAAGACUCAAGUGUUCGCGUUUGUCCAAGAAAGAAUGAAUGGAAGGAUCAACAACUGGUCCGGGAAGCUGUUAUCACGAGGAGGGAAAGAGGUACAAAUCAAAUCGGUGGCACAAGAAAUCAAAUCGGUGGCACAAGCGAUCCCCUCCUUCGUCAUGUCUUGUUAUCUCGUUCCCCAGGGAGUAUGUAAGAAGCUUUCCGCCGCAGUGGCGAGAUUCUGGUGGAGUACAAGAGAUAACAAUCGCGGGAUCCACUGGAUAGCCUGGGAUAAAAUAUGUGUUCCACUGGAGAAAGGAGGCCUGGGUUUUAUAGACUUCAGAGAUUUUAACCUAGCCUUGCUGGCGAAACAGGUGUGGCGCCUUCUGGUGUUCCCGAACUCUCUCCUGGCACGCGUCCUCAAAGGGAGAUAUUAUCGUCACUCGAACCCUCUGCGAACGGGUAAGGCCUCUUCCCCGUCGUAUGGAUGGAGAAGCUUGAUGGCGGCAAAACAGGUUCUCGAAGAUAACAUAUGCAGAACAAUCGGGACAGGGGCGGAAACUAAAGUGUGGGAAGAUUCUUGGAUCCCCGGAGAAGUAGCAAGACCGGCGAAAAGUGUACAUGCAGUUGUUGAUACAGAGCUAAGAGUCCAUCAUCUCAUAAACUUCGAAACAAAAGAAUGGGAUGAGGGUUUCAUCUCAGAGGUGAUUCAAGCUGAGGACAUUCCGCGUAUCAUGGCAAUCAAGAUAAGUAAAACAGGGAGAACAGAUGGGUACUGCUGGAAACAUACGAAGUCCGGACAUUAUACGGUGAGAUCAGGUUACGAUAUUGCAGUCGAACAGAGGAGAAACCAAAGUUUUAACCCGCUAGUCGAACCAAGCAUAACACCGUUGAAGAAAAAGGUCUGGAAACUAAAAACGGCAAGAAAGAUCAAACACUUCCUUUGGCAGGCCCUCUCGGGCUGUGUGUCUUUGGCAAGCAAGCUGGUCGAAAGGCAUUGUGGGACAGAUACUACCUGUCAACGAUGUGGAGCUGAGAUCGAAAAUAUAAAUCAUAUACUUUUUGAAUGUCCACCUGCCUUUCAAUGCUGGAUUCUCUCGUCGAUUCCAACACCUCCGGGGCUUUUCCCGAGUACUUCCUUAUAUGCGAAUUUUGAAUAUCUACUGCAACAGGUGGCUCCAGCAGAAAGAGAGAAUGGCUUCUCAAUGUUUCCUUGGCUGAUUUGGUACGUGUGGAAGGCAAGGAACGAGAAGUGCUUCAAUGCAAAAGAUAUUUCUCCUCUCGAUACCCUUCAACUGGCGCAACAAGAAGCUGAAACAUGGAAGGUAGCACAGCUAGGAGAAGAUAUAACAGAAGAAGACGAAUCAUCAACACAAAUAUACCAAUCCCUACCAUCAUCACAUACUAGAACGGAUCGUCGGUACACUUGUCAAGUAGAUGGCUUGUGGGCAGCGAGUGAUGAAUGGAUGGGGAUGGGAUUCGUAAUUUUGGAGGCGGAGGAAGAGAUCCUUCAAGGAGAAAGUUGUACACACAGAGUUCAGUCACUUAUUCAGGCCGAAGCGGAGGGUAUCAUCUGGGAAAUGAAAGAAGCUCGAGCGAGAGAUCUCGAUGAUAUCAAUUUCGCCUCAGACUGUCAACAACUGGUGAACCUAGUGAACAAAGACGAAGUAUGGCCGGGCCUAUCAACAAAGUUGGAUGAAAUUAAAUACUUGCUUUCUAAGUUUCAGAGUGUUGUUUUAACAUUUUUACCGCGUUCUUGUAACAUCCGUGCGGACUCCUUGGCUAAAGGAGGACGUUCACGUGCAUACUGCUCUGCGGUUGUAAACUCACUGGUCCCCUUCUUGCCUGCUCUAGAAGCUCGCCACGAAGAACUAGAAUGA